This is a messenger RNA of Equus caballus (horse), 5567 nucleotides long. The record is from RefSeq and is a predicted model, not a curated record. NCBI's taxonomy places the organism in Eukaryota, Metazoa, Chordata, Mammalia, Perissodactyla, Equidae.
GGUGUCCCGGAAUUCUGGGGCUGGGGGGUGGCCUAGCAACCAAUUAAAAGAACAUUUAUCUCCACAAGGCGAGCCAGAGGCCCCUGAGACCCCACCCCUGGAGCUAGACUUGUUGGAGGAUCAGAACAGCAGGCUGAGGAACACCUCCAAACCCAGCUGGUUAAAAAUCCAAGCUCCUGAGCCCCAUCCCAGAGCCGAGAAGGCAGAACCCCUGGGGAUUGGAGCCUGGGGAUCUGCAUUUUUAACAAGUACCUCAUGUGACUCCUGGGUUCAGCAAAGUCUGAAAAUUUCUGGAUUCAAGUUUAAUUUAUUACUUAGAAUUUCUGGAGGGCAAGGAACUGGGUUGGAUCCCUUUGAGUAUGAGGUCUCUGCCCUCCAGCAUCUUGACAGUACAGUUAAUAAAAUAAGUGGGAAGUGCACGCAAAGGGUUAGUGUGCAUAAGUGGUAACAGAAUAAAGAGCAACUUGGAAAUGAAGAUGCAUGCUGGGACAUGGUGGUUUCCACACCAGGCUGAGCAUGAGCCCCUGGGGCUGCUUCUUAAAGUAUAGCUGAGCCCCAACCCACCCCACUGAAUCAGCAUCUCCAGGAAUGGGACACGGGAGUCACAUUAGUUAACAGCCACCGGUGGUUGCCAUGGUCAGCCAGACAGGGAAGAAAGGUACUGGAGGAAAGCUUCCUGGAGCAGGUGUUAGGGUUUAGUGGGGAGAGCAGAAUGGUUACUCCAGGCCUGGGGUGUCAGGGGACCUGCUCUCACAAGUCAGUAUGGCUACAGCAGGAAGGAGACAAGAAUGGAGACAAAUUGGAGACGAGAGCCUGUGGGAAGUGAGCCUUUAUUCUCCAGGCAGUAGGAGCCAUGUCAGUUUUGGAAAGGGAUGUUUUAAGAAAAUUAAUCUGUCCCUAGUAGAAUACUAUUAGGUGGCUCUCUAUAUACAACCUUGGCACUAUUGACGUGGAGGGCUGGAUAAUCCUUUGUUGUGGGGCCGUCCUGUGCAUUGAAGGAUGUUAGCAGCAUCCUUGGCCUCUACCUACUAGGUGCCAGUCGUACCACCACCCCAAAGAGUUGUGACAAUGAAAAAUGUCUCUAGACAUUGCCAAGUGUCCCCCGUGUGGGGGGCAAAAUGACCCUCUGCCCCCAUUAAGAACCGUGCAUCUAUAUGAAGUUGCCAUUUUUAUAGUUCAAAAAUGGUUGAAAGCAAUUUCAUAUGGUCCAACCUAAUAGCACCAGUCAAUAAUACUAAAUGUUCAUAAAGGCUAGCAUUUUUUGAGCUUUUGUUUCAUGCCAGGCACUGUUCCAAGCACGCCCCAUGUGACUCAUGUCACCCUCAUAAUGACCCUGUGAGAUAGGUAUGGAGAGGCUGUGCCCAGGUCACGUGGCAGAGCUUACAUUCAAACCCAGGUGUCUGGCUCCUGAAGCUGAGUUCUUAACCAUGAUGCUUAAGGGUGUCAUAUGCAUCAGCCCGAGAGAGAUCGGGGACCAGGAGAGCCUGUCACACUGCCAUUCUGGAUAUGUUGGUGCACGCUGUGAGCACGCAGACCUCCUGGCCGUGGUGGCCGCCAGUCAGAAGAAGCAGGCCAUCACCGCCUUGGUGGUGGUCUCUGUCGUGGCCCUGGCUGUCCUCAUCAUCGCAUGUGUGCUGAUACACUGCUGCCAGGUCCGAAAACACUGUGAGUGGUGCCGGGCCCUCAUCUGCCGGCACGAGAAGCCCAGUGCCCUCCUGAAGGGAAGGACUGCUUGCUGCCACUCCGAAACAGUGGUCUGAGGAGCCCACAGGAGGAGUUGGGCCCAGUGGCCCUCCGCAGCCUGAUGGAGAGAGGACUGCUUCAGGACGGCACAACGAGCGAUGCCUGGGACGUGCCGCAUGACUUCCUCCCAGCACCUGUGCAGCCUGUUUGUCUUUUGUGGGCCUUCCUUCAAAACUUUGUCAAGAACUCUGUCUGCUUGGGGUUAUUCGGUGUGACCUGGAGAAGAAAUCAGUGGACCAUGAUUUAAAGACUGGUCAAAAAAGAACUGCCAAGGUGUGGACUUCCUGUUUACCUAGAUAAGGUGUGUGCCUCGUUGGCGUCUGAGUCCAGGCAUGUGUAGUUGUCUUCUGCCAGUCAACACUGCUGGGCUGUGUUUCUUUUUAAUAGGCCCAUCUCCCCACAGCAGUAUGCGCAUGUGUCCUGCCCAGCACCGGAGAUUCCUAUAGUUACCUUUUUUUCUCAUUGGCUUAUUGGGGAAGGAGAUGGAGAAAGAUUACAUCAAGACGCCAAGUGUAAGAGGAGCUGUGUCUGUCCUCUGUCCACGAGACCCUCAACCAGCCCGACGUCUUCCACAGACACAUGAUGUCAAGGACCUUCCUAAGCCGUCACCACGCUCGGAGAUCAUUUCUUAUUUAUUAGAUGAUGAUGGUUUUAUUUUUAAUCUCGUAAGUCAAUGUAAAAAGCAUAAAACCCUUUCAUACUUCUGCAUUAACGAUGUAUGCCUCGCUGGCUGAAAAGUUACACGGAUUAGAAAUACCUGCCCUCUUUGGAACAGCUAAGGCUUGGGAAGAGCCACCCAGGGAGGUGCAGAGAUGGAAGCAGAGGAUGAAUUGCUGAUGGGAGCAAAAAUCGGGGUUCAGAGGUCAUGCCAUUUAAGACAUAAAGCAGAUAAAAGCCCCUGGAUACAUUCCGAUAGAAGAGUUAGCAAAUCCGGCAGCGGAUUUGUCACCUCUGUCGGGGGAGAGAGGACAAGAGUGCCUGUGUGUGCAUCUACAUGGGAUCAGCACAAUCUUACUAGACUGCUCUGUGAUUAAACUAUUAACUUCCUAGAGAGCCCUCCAAGAGGAUGUUUAGAAAUAGAGCAUUCCAGAGAGCCACGGCAUUUGGGGCCACAUCCAUGAAAGGGGGACCAGCCGUUUCUUUUCCAUGGUGUUGCUUGGUUGAUUUGUUUAUUUCCAAAAGGAGAAACUUAACUUUCCUAUUUAUUUUCAAGCAUUAGGAGAAAUAUUCCAGUGAUUUUUUUUUUCUUUUCCACUCAGGAUGCUGGUUUUAUUAACAAACACUCUAACAAGCCAACUCCACCUUGUGGGUCUCACUUUAUCCUCAGAGAGAGGGAGCAAUUGUUCUCCUGGGCAUCUGGAUCCGUUCUGACCCAUUGGGCCAGCCUGUGGGAAGCACUGGUUGCCUCCAGCUGAACAGUGGGGAGCUCAUCCCUAGGAAUUUUCAUUAAACUUUGGAAACAGAAUAACAGUGAAAUACUAUAUAAACCUCUUAUGUGAGGGACCUCCAUUCACUAACGUUUGAAAAAUGAAAGCUCUCUACCUGUUAAUUCUUCAGUGCAUCUAGCUCCUCACGUUGUGAAAGGGACCUUUAAAAUAUGUCAAGUUGGCUUGAAAUUUCUAUCAGGUAAUUUUGUCCUCCCCUAACCCUUCUUUCCCAGUCUAUUUCAAUGAAUUUUCUCUUUAUUUCUUACAGCUGAGACAAUGAUAUGGCCUGAGUCUUCACUCUGGCACCUUUAUUGAAUGAGGCUCACCCCAAGCACCAAAAGCAGAAAUGGUAUCUGUUCUCCAGCUCCCGGGUUUUAGUUAUAAAAGAAGAUAGGUUUAAGUGUGCAUUCCUUGGGCCAGACCUACAGCAGCAGCAAGGUGGGCUGAGGCUUGACUGCAGCAUUUUGCUCAGAGACCAAUGCAGUUGACAUUGGUGUAUAGACACCCAUUUACACUCACUUUUUUCAUCAGACUCUCCUGAGAGUCUGAGAUUCUGGUUUAGAGAGACUGUUGAAAGUGGAGUGGCCUCACUUGUUUUUAACUUGAGAUCACAUCUUUACGUUAGGACAAUCUUUCCUCAGUCUUCUAGAGGCUAUUUGAGGCCUGACUGCCUUUAAAGAGGAUGAACUGAUGUGAAAAUAUUUCGUGGGGCUUUCUCCACCCAGUGGAUGGCAGGAUCGGUGUCCAGUCUGGGCAUCCGAGAGCCCAUGCAGAGGUGUGAGAAGAGGAGGAUGGAAGCAGAGGGAACCUUCUUGGUUCCCUGUGGGGACUUCAGAUUUAUUGUCUGUGAGUGCUCUGGUCCUCAGGUCCUCAAGUUACAGUUGCCGGUGCCCCCUUCCUUGUGCCUGUACAACCAUGUAGUGACUGGUCUCGAAUGCGUGCCUCCCUAAAGGGCCUCUCGAGUCAGUCCUCUGUAAACCAGCAGGUCUGAAAAGAGUCGGAAGCAGAGGCUGGGGUCAAGGCAGGCCUGGGUGGACCUUUGUCCAUGUCCCAGGAUAUGACAGCCUUGCUUCUUUGGUGAUUUCUCUUUUAGAAAUCAAGUGGCCAACAAGCCUUGGAUUCCUGUGCCAUUUCAUGGCAUUGGUACUUCCUGGGUUAGCUGUAAAAAUGCCCCCUUUUCAGGUUAAAGAUGCAUCUUCUCAUGCAUCUCUGCAGGUUCCCUGUGUUUCCUUGCUUUGUUAGAAAGCUAAGUGUUCAUUACAAUGGGGGAAUCAUUCACGAGACCUGACCUGGUGAGCAGUCGCACACCUGGGAGUGGAGAACUCAGCUGUUUCCAGUCUGUCUCAGAGACGUGAAAAGCUCCCAUUUUAAAAAAAUUAAUAAAUUUAAAAAGCGAGGGAGGGGGUGCUUCCAGAUCUUUUAUGGAGCCUGGAUUCUCCCACUGCUCUAUAGGCUGUGACUUCCUGAAGCAUACCGGGAGGAGACAUUUUCUUCUGGAUGGAAAGAUAUAUAGCCACCAAUCCUGAUCUGGAAGACAUGUCUAGACACACGGGGAGCCAAGCAAGAUGUGAGCUUGCCAUUGUGUUCCAGCAGAGGAGGUGGGCAGAGUGUCCCCAGACUCUAUUUUCCUACAGAAGGAGAAGGAAGUGGUCCUAGAGCUCCUUGGGAGACUGUUCUCUGCAGGUGGAGAAAAGCAUCUGGCAUCUUCACCCAGGGUUGCCAGGGCCAGGUUGUCUCAGUGCACGUGGGCCACUGGUUGCUUUUCCAGGCAAUUUUGGCAGGAAUGGAUCAACGAGGCUCCAACACUACUCAGGAGAUCCCAACCCCUUUGUAGGGUAUGGGCUCUGAUUUCUCCCAACCUGCUCAGCCAAGGAGGGGAGCACGAUUCAAAAGCCCAGGAACAAAGGGGCAUCAGAGAAACACACGAACACAUACAUUUGUUCUUAUGUUCUAAUGUAAGACCUGUUCUCUCUACUCAUUGAUUUUAUCAGGCUUUCUGAAAGAUCUAGUGGUAAACACAACACAGAGAAUGCUGAAAAGCAGCCCCUCUUCCAAGUGUAAUAACUUACUGAAGUGUUCAACUUUUCAUUAUCUUUAUUAUAACAAACCUGAUGCUUUUUUUUUUAGAACUUGUUACUCUGACUUCUGUAUAUGUUGCACUGAAAAGGUUAAUAUUUAAUGUUUUAAUUUAUUUUGUGUGGUAAGUUAAUUUUGAUUUCUGUAAUGUGUUAAUGUGAUUAGCAGUUCUUUUCCUUAAUAUCUGAAUUAUACUUAUUUAAAGAGUAGUGAGCAAUAUAAAAUGCAGUUGCAUUUUUCAGUAAUGUGCAUUGUUGUUCAGUUGUACUGUACCUUGUUUGGAAGGAUGAAGGAAUGAACUCUUUUUUGUUUUUUCCUAAA